AUGAGCAUUGAAUUGCCAGUCAAGACCCUCGCCCUCCGGUCCAAUUCAAUCUCAUCCCUCGCCAUGGCUCUCCAAUCUUGCCGCUCUGGCCUUUUACGGAGCAGACAAGUCGCCCGCACACUCAUGCCAUGCGUGCGCACAUACGCCACCGACUCGACACCCGAAUCCUUCAAAUCAGAAAACCCAUCUACCUCCGCUCCCGUCCCACGAUGGAGUCAGACACCCCCCGCCAUGAAGGCACCUAUACAGCUCGACUUUGCCAAGAACCCCCAAAACAAGGUCUGGAGUGUUAACAACGAUCCCAAGAAGCUGGACGAGGUGUAUGAUCGACUACUGGGACAGGGCGGCAGCAAGCUUCUGCCAGAGGAGGUGAAGUGGUUGGCCGUUACGCAUAAGAGUUUUGAUCAGGGAAGGAGAGGACGAAUGACCCUCAUCAUGGAGACGACCAAGACAAUCGUCGCCAAGGACCCCAUGAGUCAACCAAAAAAGGACGAAUACAACCGCGAGCCAUUCACACAUCCAAGCCUGAUGUCAGUGGACAAUUUGUCUACUCAAGGAGCCAAGGAUAUUGCUGGCAAGUCAAAUCUGUCUGCCCUCGCAGCUGAUGUGGGCUUGAUUGACGUUGUGCGGUGGAAGCCCCGAAAUGUGCAAAAACUCAAGCAUUCUGGUGUUGAUGUCGUGCUCAACGGUGCGAUUAUGGCCAUUAUUGGAGCUAUCACACUGCAACAUGGAGGCGUAGUGGCAUCACAGGUCAUCAGGGAGCGGAUCUUGUCAAAACUACAGGAAGAAUAA
Messenger RNA from Fusarium pseudograminearum CS3096, 792 nucleotides. RefSeq lists its product as uncharacterized. The record is from RefSeq and is a predicted model, not a curated record. The coding region runs from base 1 to 792 and encodes 263 amino acids. Lineage: Eukaryota; Fungi; Ascomycota; Sordariomycetes; Hypocreales; Nectriaceae. Gene Ontology annotation, molecular function: ribonuclease III activity; structural constituent of ribosome. Gene Ontology annotation, biological process: RNA processing; mitochondrial translation. The transcript is spliced from 3 exons. Gene Ontology annotation, cellular component: mitochondrial large ribosomal subunit.